Ceratotherium simum simum (southern white rhinoceros) is the source of this 1491-nucleotide messenger RNA. It is a transcript of the gene TNFSF15, whose product is annotated as TNF superfamily member 15. NCBI's taxonomy places the organism in Eukaryota, Metazoa, Chordata, Mammalia, Perissodactyla, Rhinocerotidae. Gene Ontology annotation, molecular function: tumor necrosis factor receptor binding. Gene Ontology annotation, cellular component: membrane. Gene Ontology annotation, biological process: immune response. The record is from RefSeq and is a predicted model, not a curated record.
CCCAGGAGGAGUCAGAGGCAUCUUCAGGACCAGCAGGAGCAUGGCAGAGGAUCUGGGGCUGGGCUUUGGGGAAACAGCCAGCGUGGAAAUGCUGCCCGAGGAAGGCAGCUGCAGCCCGAAGGCCAGAGCCAGGCUAGCAGCCAGGAGGAGAGGCAGCAACACACGUUGGGCUCUCACCUGCUGCCUGGUGUUGCUCCCCAUCCUGGCAGGACUCACCGCCUAUCUGCUCGUGGGCCAGCUCCGGGCUCAAAGAGAAGCCUGUGUGUUCCAGACACCAAAAGGACAGGAGUUUGGAUCUGCACAUCAGCGAGCUUACCUUCCUCCAGAAGCUGCUAGAGAUAAGCCAAGAGCACACCUGACAGUUGUGAGACAAACUCCCACACAGCCGCUGAAAAAUCAGUUCCCAGCUCUGCAUUGGGAACAUGAACUUGGCUUGGCCUUCACCAAGAACCGGAUGAACUACACCAACAAAUUCCUGGUGAUCCCAGAGUCGGGAGAUUACUUUGUUUACUCCCAGGUCACAUUCCGGGGCACCACAUCCGAGUGUGGCGAAAUCGGCCAAGGAAGCCGACUGAACAAGCCAGACUCCAUCAUUGUGGUCAUCACCAAGGUAACGGACAGUUACCCUGAGCCAACUCAGCUCCUAAUGGGAACCAAGUCAGUGUGUGAAAUAGGCAGCAACUGGUUCCAACCCAUCUACCUAGGGGCCAUGUUCUCCUUGCAAGAAGGGGACAAGCUGAUGGUGAAUGUCAGUGACAUCUCUUUGGUAGAUUACACUAAAGAAGAUAAAACCUUUUUUGGAGCCUUCUUGCUAUAGAGGCAGAGUGGACGUCAUUGUGUGAAACUCCUCUGGCUCCUAUUUCCUAAUUUUCUUCAUUCAUGUGUAAUUAUAACAAGAGGUUUUCUUGGAGCAUUCCACAGAGACAGUGGUUUAGCUAUGAAAUGUAGGGCCCAUAAGUUCACACCCUAUAUGCCUUACUGAUGAGAAUAUUAAUUGGAAAAAGGCAGAAGAGAGCAGAUGUAUUAUCAUGGUUGCUUAGAAGAGUGGUGAGUUUCUAAACAUUAGAACACUGAUCACCAAAUGAAUGGAUGAUCUACUCAGAACAUUUCCACACCUUCUUAUUACACGUUUGUCACCAGUGGGCCAAGUUACCAUGCAAUUUGAUUACGAAGCAUUUUCUUCAGUUCAGGAGCCUUGAACAAAAUCCAAAACCCUAGAAAACAGUGUAAACCCUUCAGAGGCGAAAUCCUUAAUCAGUUUCCCCAAACACGUACUUUAAUGCCUUGCCUAAAAAAAUGAAAAGAGAGCUGUUAUUUCUCAUGAAUGCUCUCAAAAAAAAGAAAUUGGUUUUCAUGCCAUCUAUGGCAAAUGAGAAAGGCUACCUUUCCCUUUAUCAGGUACAUGGGCAUCAAAACAAGCAAGUAUGAGUUCCACAUGCAUAUCAAAAAUACAACAAUACCAUUUAUUCAGCACAGUUUUCUUGCGUACCU